AAAAAUUUAGGGUGAACUGGAGAAAUGUUGGAAGAAGUGAAGGCUGCAAUUGCAAUGCUGGUGGUCCAGUUUAUUUUCGCAGGAAUGUUCAUUUUGUUUAAGAUAACGGCCCACGAUGGUACAAAUCUCAGAAUCCUAGUGGCUUAUCGUCUCUCCUUCGCUACCCUUUUCAUGUUUCCCCUCGCCCUCAUCUUCCAAAGGAAGAAGCGACCGGAAUUUACACGAAGAUUGGUCUUAUUAGCAUUUCUUUCGGGGUUGCUUGGAGCGGCUAUACCAAAUAUUCUCUAUUUGCCGGGCCUGGUUCGUACAUCAGCUACAUUUUCGACUGCAGCCAGUAUCCUUAGUCCGGUGAUCACUUUGGUAUUGUCAUUGGCUUUUAGGAUGGAUACUCUACGGCUGGGAUCAAACGAAGGGAGAGCUAAGCUUCUGGGUACACUUCUUGGUGUUGGUGGGGCUCUCGUCUUUGUAUUCUAUAAAGGUUUUGAGCUUCAUAUUUGGUCAACACACGUUGACUUACUUAAAAGCUCUGGUCAAUCCUCUGGCCCUGCCACUGAGAACCACCACCACAUCUCAAUUUCAGGGGUUCUUAUGGUUUUUGGCUGUAACGUUUCGGUCUCUCUUUGGUUACUAUUGCAGGCAAAAAUAAGCAAGGAAUUUGGAGGACAUUGUUGGAACAUAAGUCUGAUGAAUGCGACGGGAAGCUUGGUGUGUAUGGUUGUUGCUCUCUGUUCGGAACAUAACUGGAAUCAAUGGCGAUUAGGGUGGAACAUUAGUCUGCUUACUACGGUUUAUUCGGGAGUCGUUGUUUCAGGGCUAGUCAUGCCUCUUGUUGCUUGGUGCAUUGAAAAAAAGGGACCGUUAUAUGUUACGGUGUUUAGCCCUAUAAGGCUGGUGAUCGUUGCCCUAGUCGGAUCAUUUGCGUUAGAGGAAACGCUUUAUUUGGGAAGUUUAAUUGGUGCAAUAAUAAUGGUGGGAGGAGUAUACCUAGUGGUGUGGUGUAAAAUGAAGGAAAAGAAGAGUGUCUCUACGACAACGGACCACGUUGAGACAAAUAAGAAUAUCAAAGAAGUGAGCCUUGGAAAUCUCUCAGCAGUAAAUAACAGAGAUGUCCCGUGAUUCAACCAUAUGGCUGCAUCAUAAAAAAGUCCUUCGUAGAAAUAGAAUAAAUAAAUAUAUAUAUAUAUAUAUAUUUUUUUUUGGGGGCAAAUAUAUAUAUAUAUAUAUAUAUAUAUUAAUAUAUAUGAGAAUUAAAAUCCAUAAGGCUCUGCUUUUGUUUCUAAUACAAUUCUCAUCCUUGGCACAGCUUGGGCUCCCAUCCAAAUGACAUUGCCUUCUUGAACUCUCAAUACCCGACCUAUACCACGUUGUCUUCCUUCCUUAGGCCAGACCACGUCCACGUUACAUUUUAAAACAGUUUGGUGGUAGUUGCUUCCAUUUUAUAUUAUCUGUUCUGCAAGGUUAAUUAUUUGUUUUUGUAUACCCCUUCUGAAUCAAAAUGUAUAAUAUUUUAGGUAGAACACACAAAAGUAAAAAGUUACUUUUACCUAAAAAGCAUCACUAAAAAUAUGAAUUAAAAAUAAUUCAAUGCAUUAUAAAAUACACUAUGAAAUAUAAUUGGCUGUACAAUUUUCAAUAAAAUUAGAAGUUAUCUAAAAAGUUGAAAACAUCUCGUAUUUUUUAACAUAAAACAUUCUUAAACAUCUUGAUCAUUUGCUUCUGAUCUUUUCACCCACUCCUCUUGAUCCUCCUUGCCUUCCUUAAAGUUUCAUCUUGUAUAGGAUUGUUUAUCUCUCUUUAAGUGAAUCUGAAUAUGUUAUUCAUUGGCGUAGGUGUAUCAAUUGUCCGUGGGUUGAUCGUUGCCUGUAACUAGAAGUCCAAACUAAAAAGAGCAGUAGCUAAAAUUUUUGCUAAAAUAUUUCAACGUAACGUGUACAUGUGAGAAUGUGUACGGAAAAACACUAGGAGAGAAUCAUGACACGUGCAAAUAAACUAUCGGUCAAACCUGGCAACGGGGACAUUUUUAUAUAUACCCACAUACAAAAGAGAAACUAGAAAAGAGAGAAGAAAUUGAGAGAGAGAGAACGAUGAAGACACAAGUGACUAUAGUAGCGGCUCUUAUGAUUCUGGUGGCUUUGUCUUCCACCUUGGAUAUGGUGAAGGUAACGGAGGCUCAAGUAAACUGCAUCGACAGUUGCACCACCGGCUGCGUCAAGCCCACCCCAAAAGAGACGAUCCGAUGCCACCACGAAUGCGACAAAAAGUGCAGCCGAGGUGGUAAAGGAGGAAGUGAGACUGGCGCUUAAACUUUGUUUUCACUAAGAUCCACAAAGAUACAAUUGUGUUGUAAUCUUAUCUUUAUAAUCCUCUCUUUCUAAAACGUACUAUGCAUAUUGUAAGUUGUAACCAAUAAAUCAAGUGGUUGUAGUUCAUCGUUGUGUUAAAAUGGUAAAGGAUUUGUCCCAUGGAUCAAAUCCUCCCACCAACUGUGGACCUCCUUGUUGGCUUUCUAUAUAGUCUAUGUAAACGCUUCAAAGGAAAAUUAUUCAGUUUUCUA
This is a messenger RNA of Brassica rapa (field mustard), 2554 nucleotides long. Its product is annotated as WAT1-related protein At1g25270. The record is from RefSeq and is a predicted model, not a curated record. NCBI's taxonomy places the organism in Eukaryota, Viridiplantae, Streptophyta, Magnoliopsida, Brassicales, Brassicaceae. Gene Ontology annotation, molecular function: transmembrane transporter activity. Gene Ontology annotation, cellular component: membrane.